AAUCAUAAGACGACAGAAGAAACGAGGUUUUGUUUGGGAGCGGUGUGUCGCAAUGAAUGAUGUUUGAUUUUCCGAAAUCAGCGGCAUAAUCCACGUGUCCAAUCUGAUGAUGUCCCACCCUUUCCCUUUUCUCUCUCAAUUUCACUCACACAUGACACAACACAAACCCACCCAGUGCCACCAGACACCAGUGGUGCUAGCUAGCUCUUCUUACUCAGCCUCCUCCUCCUCCUUUGUUAGUUAGAUAGAGCACACCCUCUUCAUUUCUUCCCAAAAUGUUUAAUUUCUUAAUGAGUAAACAGGUCCGAAAGAUUCUCAAGCGCAAAGACAGUGAUGCUGGUCAAACAGGAAAAGCAUUGGAAGACUUGAGAGGCUCUCUGUUCAAUGAAUUUCGUACCGUUGAAGGUGCAAAACGUCAACAACAGCGUACGUGUGGUCCAGCUGCAGCACUUUCCUUCAAUUUUCUGGUUGCAGUUGGUAUUAUUUUCAUGAACAAAAUGGUGCUUCAAACUGUCAAAUUCAAAUUCCCGAUAUUUCUCUCACUAAUUCACUAUGUUGUGAGCUGGUUCUUAAUGGCUCUACUAAAUGCAUUUUCUUUCCUCCCUGCAUCUCCUUCCUCAAAAACUCCGCUGUCUGCUUUAUUUACUCUUGGAUUUGUUAUGUCUCUAUCUACUGGCCUUGCUAAUGUCAGCUUGAAGUAUAAUAGCAUUGGUUUCUAUCAGAUGGCAAAGAUUGCAGUAACACCUUCAAUAGUUAUGGCAGAAUUUGUUUUGUACCGGAAGAAAGUUUCUUGGCCGAAGGCUAUUGCAUUAACGGUCGUAUCUAUUGGUGUUGCUGUGGCUACAGUGACUGACCUGCAGUUCCAUGUGUUUGGUGCCUUUGUAGCACUGGCGUGGAUUGUACCUAGUGCUGCUAACAAAAUCCUCUGGUCCCGACUGCAGCAGCAAGAGAACUGGACAGCUUUGGCGUUGAUGUGGAAAACAACACCUAUUACUUUAAUUUUCCUGGUUGCUAUGUUACCCUACUUAGACCCUCCAGGUGUACUAUCCUUUGAUUGGAACUUCAACAACACACUGGUGAUUCUUAUAUCUGCUAUUCUUGGAUUUUUGCUUCAAUGGUCUGGUGCUUUAGCACUGGGUGCUACGUCCGCCAUCUCGCAUGCUGUUCUUGGGCAAUUUAAGACGUGUGUACUCCUCCUGGGAAACUAUUAUCUUUUUGGGUCGAAUCCCGGCAUAAUCAGUAUCUGUGGAGCAGUUACAGCCAUUACCGGCAUGUCUGUUUAUACUUGUCUUAAUCUGAAGCAGCAAUCAAACAAGAUAUUUCCUCAACAGGUCUCCCAUGUAGCAAAAUCUAAACUUAGCAAAGAAAAUGGCAGUUCCCAAAAUGGACAUUACGGUGCAGAAUCCGUCUAACAAAUUAACUUAGCAGUGCAUUACAUGAAGCAUUUUUUAUCCAUGCUUUCUGUGGUUUCUAGAUUCUGAUAUAACUUAUCAUUUCGGGUGUUAAUAGUGAAUUUGUCAAUUAUGAUGUAUUGUUUAACUUUUACUAGGGCUUACAUGAUUCUCUUACUCGAGGUAACUGCUGCUCGAGUUGGAAUCCCAUCUGUAAAUGAAUGAUUUGGUGGAUUCUUCUCGAGAGUUAUGGUUUUCUCUGACUUUUAGACUUAGAGCAGGAGCUGCUUUUGCAUUUUGUAGUUUCAAUAGAAACAUACUUUUAUCUUGGGGAAAUAGGGUUGAUUUCAAUUUUAUUUGUUGUAUGAAUAGAAUUGUUGGCUUGAAGUGUGGACAAUGUGGAAGUUCAGCUGUCUUCUAUUGAAAUUCAAGUAUAUUGAUGUUCAAUUGUGACACAAUUUUCAAUGUCUUUGUCACCAUAUAUUAGGAUAUAUCAUUGAAAACUUUGAUAUCUUGAAUAAUAGAUAUGAACUUUCAGA
Lotus japonicus is the source of this 1930-nucleotide messenger RNA. RefSeq lists its product as uncharacterized. Lineage: Eukaryota; Viridiplantae; Streptophyta; Magnoliopsida; Fabales; Fabaceae. The record is from RefSeq and is a predicted model, not a curated record. The transcript is spliced from 7 exons. Bases 276 to 1412 code for a protein of 378 amino acids. Gene Ontology annotation, molecular function: antiporter activity; UDP-xylose transmembrane transporter activity. Gene Ontology annotation, cellular component: Golgi apparatus.